CAGCUUCAGAUGUGUGAGGGGCCGUCAUCGAUAUCUGGGCCAAUCCCCCCGGAUCCUUCACUGUUCCCUCAGUACUACAACAAACAGCCUGCUUCAGCUCGUGGACGUUUAGAGGGGAACCAUAAUGUUACGUUGGGCCUGCUCUCAGGGCCCCUUGCUCCAGAUCCUGUGUUGUACCCGGGCUACUACAGUGCUCGUACCCCAGCACACCCGUCCCGUAUCGGGCCUAAUGCAGCCCACAUUAUGGAGCGAGGACGAAGAGGCGUAAUAGGGGAACUCCUCAAACUAGAUGGUGUUUCAAUUACCCCUGUUCCCAAACAGAGACAGCGAAUUCAUGACUUCAGUAAAGAAAAUGUACGUCGUCUCCGGGAGAUCCAGAGACGCUGCAAAGAGCAGGAGGCCGAGAGAGCACAGUCUCGUCCGGUUCCAGUCAAAGCUCUCUGGACCUCCUCCAAAUACGAGACUGUCCCAUCCAGGCUCAUGGUCCAGCUGCAGGUUUCAAGUCCAUCGGUUAAACCACAGUGUCAGAACUUUCUGAAGGCCCACUCUAACGGGGGAUCUACUACCCCAACAAGACCACGCUCCAAAACCUCUCCUGUAGCUUUGCACCGCCCUGCGUCCUGUAACUCUGCACGUGACCUGGAUUUGCAAUUACAGGUGCAAGGUCAGAACAUUGACUUCAUUAAACAUAACGCCAGAGCUGCAGGAAAAGCUGUGAUGCGUCGGUCCCAGUCACUGACCAACCUGAGAGACAAGCCUGUGCCCAGUGCAGUCAAGGGACAGGUGCCUCAGUAUCUUGAAGAAAGGAAGGAGCAAUGGCGUAGAGAGGAGGAGGAGAGGAGGAGGAAUGCACCUGAUCCCAGAGCCCCAGCAGGUCACACCCUGAUGCCUGAGAGUGAGAGACAGGAGACGCUGAAGUCCCUCAAAGAGUCCCAUUGCUCGCUGGUGACUGAGCUGCUGUCACUUCCGCUCAAAGCUGACAAUCUGAGUCUCCGCUCGAGAAAGACCCAGCUUGAUUGUCGGCUUUCUGAAAUCGAGGAGGCCAUUAAGAUAUUCUCAAGGGACAAAGUUUACAUUAAAAUAGAUUCCUAA
Limanda limanda (common dab) is the source of this 1092-nucleotide messenger RNA. RefSeq names its product enkurin domain containing 1 (gene enkd1). Lineage: Eukaryota; Metazoa; Chordata; Actinopteri; Pleuronectiformes; Pleuronectidae. The transcript is spliced from 7 exons. Gene Ontology annotation, cellular component: cytoplasmic microtubule. The record is from RefSeq and is a predicted model, not a curated record. Bases 10 to 1092 code for a protein of 360 amino acids.